Messenger RNA from Paramacrobiotus metropolitanus, 886 nucleotides. RefSeq lists its product as uncharacterized. Lineage: Eukaryota; Metazoa; Tardigrada; Eutardigrada; Parachela; Macrobiotidae. The coding region runs from base 226 to 531 and encodes 101 amino acids. The transcript has 2 exons. The record is from RefSeq and is a predicted model, not a curated record.
AUGUGCAAAGGGCAGGCUCACCGACGGAUAUGCCGUCACUGAUUUCAGGUCGUGGGAUUUCUGACUUCUGUAUAAAAAACCGAUUUGUUCUACAGUACACCGUCAUAGUAUGCGCUAUGCGUUAGACCUGUUUAUGAGUCGAAAACAACGUGUUUAAGUAGCCUCAGUAAAGACCAUUCCACAAAGCUGAGCUUAACGCGCUUAGCACUCCACCGCCUUGACGAAAUGGAGAAAAUCCUGGUAGUUGUCGUCCUGUUGGCCGGGCUGCUGGGCCUGGUCUGCGGCGGCUGUCCGCGUUACAUCCCCAACGGAAGACCCAUCGACAACUGCCACACCGACACCGACUGCAUUCGCCGCGGAUGGGGCAGCAUGUGCUGCAGCUACUGCGGCGCCAAUGGCUGCAACAGGUACUGCCGCGGAACCGGCUCCAACGGCGAUGCGGACAUUGGAGGCGGAAAUCGGCGCAAGCGAUCCACAGAGACGGUGCAGACCGAUAACGGGAACAACAGCACAAACGGACAAGCCUUGUGAUGGGAAGUGAUUAAUCAAGCGCACCGGGGUGUUCACUCUGCAGUGAUCCGUGAAUUGUAUCGUUGUUUUUCAUGCUUUGUGCACUUGACUCUAUAUAUUAAUACAAAGUGCUUGCUGUGCUGUAUUAACGCAUCUGAACUAUGCAUUACGCGGCAAUAAUAUGCAAGAACACUCAUACAUUUGAAGACGCUUUCGAGUCUUUUGCGAUGGCGCUCUUCGCUCACACGACAUAACCUAAAAGAUGUAAAUCUGAGAAAAAUAGCCAUCUUGGAUACUUUACAAGGACGCAGAAAGAGUCUCUUGUAAAAAUCGCACGUUAUGCUACGACAUAAUUUUCUUUUGGGAGUUGCGAGUU